CAUUCUAUUGCAAACGCUUGUGUAGAACGUCUCGUGAAUCUUAAGUGUAUAAUUUGUUGAAGUGUUUUAAUUGUAAAUCGCACUUCCCCAAAAAUGGAGGAAUGCCGCACGCCUACAAACAACGCCCAAUUCACCUUCACUCGUACGCCCACUUUGCGCAGAGAUCCCAAAUGGAAUGGCUUAAAAGUUAAUACCCUCAAUGUACGUUGCUCGACCCCCAUACGUUUCGACUUUCGUUCGCCGAACUUAUCGCCCAUCAAAAAUGCACUGGGAUGCAAAAGUCCGGCCACACCCAUGUGUGCAACCAUGUUCAAGAAGCCGAUUCUCAAACAGCAGCAGCAGCAGCAACGUCCGCUGAUGGCGAUCAAAACAGCCAAAACUGCCGUCAAACUUCCCAAGAAACUGGACAAGAGUAACUGCAGUUUUGAGCUCGGCUCAGAUGAUUCCUCCAGCAGCGGCAACAGUACGGAUAAUUCGCUGUGCUCAGAGACCCGGCGCCUUUCAAUUCGAGCCUCCAACCAUUCCUAUGUGGUCAAUCAUGCGGUCAACGUGGAGGAUGUACUCAUUCGUGUGGGUCUAGAGAAUUAUAUGGAUACAUUCCUACAGGCUAAAAUUGAAGUGGCCGAUUUGGUUUGUAUGGGACGUGAUGAUCUGAAGAAUAUGGGAUUGCGCCGGGAGGAGGAUUGCACUCGCAUACUUGAAGUGCUGCGUACUCUGUAGGCGGUACCUUAUAGCAUUCAGCGGCUGGGCCGUCAAGCUGUUCAUUAGAUUAAGUUUUAAAAUAUCAUAAGUUCCAAAAUUUGUAUGUCAGCUUUCAUAAUAAAGCAAUGAUUUCUUUUAAAUUUGUCAA
Molecule: messenger RNA, 850 nt
Organism: Scaptodrosophila lebanonensis
Lineage: Eukaryota; Metazoa; Arthropoda; Insecta; Diptera; Drosophilidae
Product: protein matrimony
Exons: 1
Coding region: 94-720 (208 amino acids)
Molecular function (GO): protein binding
Source: RefSeq, a predicted model, not a curated record